AUGAGUAAAACCUACAGUGAUAUGCUAUUCUCUGGAGAAUAUAAUGGAGAGGUCUCACCUAGUUAUGGGUCUCCUUCACCUCCGGCAUCGCAAGCUAGGGAGGAAAGUGCCAUUUCCAGAAUCAAUAUUGGAUGGGUGACCACACCAUUCAGUAUAACUCCAAAUAUCGAUAAGAACAUUGUUGAGUAUACUUCAAAGUUGGGCUCAUGCCAUUAUAAUUUUAUAUGCCAUCCAAUUGGUGGAACCACACGCGCAUUCAUCAAACCUUCAAAAAAUGUUGUGAGCGCUCCAAUAAUUGAUCUACCCGAUUUGCAAUUAGCGAAUCAUUUAUGGGAAACGUAUAUAUGCGGAGAAAUUUCCAAAUGGAUUGAUUUGGACAGUGAUGAUGAGCAAUUUGCACGAUUCUCCGAAGAAGAACUCAUUAGGGAAUUAAAUUAUGUAUGUUAUUUGGGCCUGCGAACUGCUGUGAUUACAUUGAAAAAGAGAAAUUCGCCAAAACUUGCGAGGUUAAUAAAUCAAUGGCUGUGGACAAAAAGCGUAAUGUUUUGCUUUUGGAUCAUUUUGCCGCCACUUUCUGAAAUAGAAGAUGUUCAAGAAGGUGACGAUGCGUGGAGUAUUUGGUCCGAUUUUAGAAAACUUUGUUCAAACUUUUUGGGUUCAAAACUUCAAGUUGUUGUUACAAUUUCAUCCGAAUUAGAUGAUGAAUUUACGGAUCCGAAUUUGCUUGAACGGUGGAUGGCAGAACCACUUGGAGCCAUUUGCGUUAAUUCGGAUAGCUUUACAACCGGACGUGGAGGAACUGCAAUUUUGCCAGAAGCCCAUGUUGAAAUAAUGAAAAAGUUGUGGGUAAACGACUCUUUACGCAUUUUAGUUAUUCAGAAGAAUGAUCUUCCAAACUUCAAUCAUUCACUAAAAUCUGAAUAUGCUGAUGCCCUUCGAUCAGCUGUGCGUGAUGUUACCUAUAUGCGAAGAAAAAAUGCAAGUGAAAAAGAUGGAUUUUUAGCAGCUACCAAUAUAAAUUAUUACGAUGUUCUCCAGGCACCAUUGCAGCCAUUAUCGGAUAACUUGGACUCUGGAGUUUACAACACUUUUGAGCAAGAUCCAAUCAAAUACAGGAAAUAUGGAGAAGCUGUUGAAUUGGCUUUGAAAGAUAUUGGCGAACACGAGGAAAUUCCUGAAUUUGUCGUUAUAUACUUGUUAGGUGCUGGACGAGGUCCAUUGGCUACUGCAAUUCUAGAAGCCGAAAAGCGAUAUAAUGACGCUCAUAAAGGGAAAAAGCUCAAAGUGAAACUUUAUGUUGUCGAGAAAAAUCCAAAUGCUAUUGUCACACUGCGUUUUAUCAAUCAGAAAGCAUGGAAAAACCGAGCGACAAUUAUUGAGUCAGAUAUGCGUUCGUUGCCGCAAAAAUUUGAAGAAUUAUCUCUUGAAAAACCCGAUAUUAUUGUAUCCGAACUGCUCGGUUCUUUUGGAGACAACGAACUCAGUCCUGAAUGCUUGGAUGGUGUCACGCAAAUUCUGAAGCCCACGACUAUUUCGAUUCCCCAGAAGUAUACAAGUUAUGCUGCUCCAAUAAUGUCCUUGUACAUGCAUCAGCAGAUUAAAGGAACUUCAUUAUGCUAUUGGAAUAAAGGAUUAGCUGGCCACGGGCGUGAUCCCCCUGUACAAGAGAAGGACGGAACCUAUACACAAAUCUUUCCGCAAACCCUUGAUGUUGCUCGUAUGGACCAAAUUUACGUUGUCUACCUUCGUCAAUAUUGCCGAAUUUCCGAAACACAACCUGUUUUCACAUUUGAUCAUCCAAAUUUUAAAAAUUUGAGUAAUGAAAGGAGCAAAAUGGUUACAUUUGAAAUUGAUCGGAGGGCUGAUCUUAUGGGUUUUGCUGGUUAUUUUGAUUUGAUUUUAUACAAGUCUGUUAUGCUUUCCAUUGAACCGAACACAGCAACUCCCGGUAUGAUCAGCUGGUUCCCAGCAGUUAUUCCACUUCGUGAACUAUUUCGAGUUGACGAAGGAGACAAAGUCCAUUUUAAUAUUGAGCGGAAAGUUGACGAGCAAGGAGUUUGGUAUGAGUGGUUUGUCCAAAUUGAGAAGAAGAAUGGUGAAAAAAUUGAAUCAGAGCGCCAAAAUCCAAACGGUGAAAGUUAUUUCAUGCGAAAAUAA
Molecule: messenger RNA, 2157 nt
Organism: Caenorhabditis bovis
Lineage: Eukaryota; Metazoa; Nematoda; Chromadorea; Rhabditida; Rhabditidae
Source: the annotation of a GenBank genome assembly